UGUGUGUGUGUGUGUGUGUGAGUGUGUGUUUGUGUGUAUGUGUGUGAGCGAGCCGCAGCAGGUAUAUCGUACAGUGGGAGAUUUCUACAGCGUGAAAAAUUACCCAAGCCACCGAAGCUCACGUUCUGGUCCCUCAGCUUUGCUCCCCUUCCCCCCACCCCCUUUUUUCGCAAUCCGCCUUUGAUGAGUUUUUGGCUUACUUUUUGGCGUAGUCUCCUGGGCACGUUUUGUUGGUGCUGGAAGAUCAGAUAAAUGGAACCUUUGAAAACUAAUUGAUUUUCUCCUUUGUGACUUAAAAAGAAAAAAAAAAGAGGAGAGACAUAAUAGCUGGAGGAAUUUUAAUUUUCCUUGGUGAAGUUUAAAGAGGACCAAUGAGGAAGGUAUGGCCCGGACACUAACAGUGGAAACGUGCCCAUAAUGCAUCAGCAAUGCGUCAAAAUCCUGAAUCAGAAGAGUCAUCUCUUGGAUGACCCAAAGAGACCAGCAAUAACUCAUGGAAUUUAUUAAUAUGGGAACAUCCUGAAAUUAUACAUCACCCAAAAGAAAAUAACUGGAUUCUCCUUCUUUAAGCCGAAGACCCAUCUGAUGGAAGAUUGUUGACAGAUAUUAUAUUUCCCUGGUUCUUGGCCACCCGGAUUUCCGUCUGGAUGUUCGCGCGAUCGGUCUGAAAUACAACGCUUUGAACUCCAGGAGGACCAAGACCAGUUAAAUUAUGAAUGUUGAACAAGAUGACCUUACAUCCACAGCAGAUAAUGAUAGGUCCUAGGUUUAACAGGGCCCUAUUUGACCCGCUGCUUGUGGUGCUUCUGGCUCUUCAGCUUCUCGUGGUGGCUGGCCUAGUGAGGGCUCAGACCUGCCCUUCCGUCUGCUCCUGCAGCAACCAGUUCAGCAAGGUGAUCUGCGUGCGCAAGAAUCUCCGAGAGGUUCCAGAUGGCAUCUCCACCAACACGAGGGUGCUGAAUCUCCACGAGAACCAGAUUCAGGUCAUCAAAGUGAACAGCUUCAAGCACCUGAGGCACUUGGAAAUUCUCCAGCUGAGCAGAAAUCACAUCCGAACGAUCGAAUUAGGGGCCUUCAAUGGUCUCACUAACCUCAACACCCUGGAACUCUUUGACAACCGAAUCACCAUCAUCCCCAAUGGAGCUUUCGUGUACUUGUCAAAACUGAAGGAGCUCUGGCUGCGGAACAACCCCAUUGAGAGCAUCCCCUCGUAUGCUUUUAACAGGAUCCCUUCUCUGCGCAGGUUGGAUCUGGGGGAAUUGAAAAGGCUUUCAUACAUCUCGGAAGGUGCCUUUGAGGGCCUGUCCAAUUUGAGGUACUUGAACCUUGCCAUGUGCAACCUCCGGGAUAUCCCUAAUCUCACUCCCCUCGUUAAACUGGAUGAGCUGGAUCUUUCCGGAAACCAUUUGUCGGCAAUCAGACCAGGAUCCUUCCAAGGACUGAUGCACCUUCAGAAACUGUGGAUGAUUCAGUCUCAAAUUCAAGUGAUUGAAAGGAAUGCCUUCGAUAACCUUCAGUCACUGGUAGAGAUCAAUCUGGCACACAACAAUCUGACGUUACUGCCUCACGACCUCUUCACGCCCCUCCAUCAACUAGAAAGGAUACACUUGCAUCAUAAUCCCUGGAACUGCAACUGUGAUAUCUUGUGGCUGAGCUGGUGGAUCAAGGACAUGGCCCCGUCCAAUACUGCAUGCUGUGCCCGUUGCAACACGCCUCCCAACCUGAAAGGACGGUACAUCGGGGAGUUGGACCAGAAUUAUUUCACAUGUUACGCUCCCGUGAUCGUUGAGCCCCCGGCCGACCUCAACGUCACGGAAGGCAUGGCGGCUGAGCUGAAAUGUCGGGCCUCCACCGCACUGACCUCGGUGUCUUGGAUUACUCCAAAUGGAACAAUUAUGACCCAUGGGGCCUACAAGGUUCGGAUUGCCGUGCUCAGCGAUGGCACAUUAAAUUUUACCAAUGUAACUGUGCAAGAUACAGGCAUGUAUACAUGCAUGGUGAGUAAUUCUGUUGGAAAUACCACGGCUUCAGCCACCCUAAAUGUUACUGCAGCCCCCGCUACUCCUUUCUCUUACUUUUCAACUGUCACAGUAGAGACUAUGGAACCUUCUCAGGACGAGGCACGGACCACAGAGAACAACGUGGGCCCUACGCCGGUCAUUGACUGGGAUACCGCCAACGUGACCACCUCUCUCACGCCACAGAGCACAAGGUCAACGGAGAAGAUGUUCACCAUCCCAGUGACCGAUAUGAGCAAUGGGAUUCCGGGGAUAGAUGAGGUGAUGAAGACUACCAAAAUCAUCAUCGGUUGUUUUGUGGCCAUAACCCUCAUGGCCGCGGUGAUGCUGGUCAUUUUCUACAAGAUGAGGAAACAGCACCAUCGGCAGAACCACCAUGCGCCAACGCGGACUGUUGAAAUCAUUAAUGUGGAUGAUGAGAUUACAGGUGACACACCCAUUGAGAGCCACUUGCCCAUGCCUGCCAUAGAGCAUGAGCACCUAAAUCAUUAUAACUCUUAUAAAUCUCCCUUCAACCACACAACCACAGUGAACACAAUAAAUUCAAUACACAGUUCAGUGCAUGAACCGUUAUUGAUUCGAAUGAACUCUAAAGACAAUGUACAAGAGACUCAAAUCUAAACCAUUUACAAAGUUACAGAAAACAGACAGUUUAUAAAAAUGACACAAAUGACUGGGCUAAAUCUACUGUUUCAAAAAAAAAGUGUCUUUACAAAAAAACAAAAAGAAAAGAAAUUUAUUUAUUAAAAAUUCUAUUGUGAUCUAAAGCAGA
This is a messenger RNA of Tachyglossus aculeatus (Australian echidna), 2790 nucleotides long. RefSeq names its product leucine rich repeat containing 4C (gene LRRC4C). Gene Ontology annotation, molecular function: cell-cell adhesion mediator activity. The record is from RefSeq and is a predicted model, not a curated record. The transcript has 5 exons. Gene Ontology annotation, biological process: modulation of chemical synaptic transmission; synaptic membrane adhesion; regulation of axonogenesis. Gene Ontology annotation, cellular component: postsynaptic density membrane; plasma membrane; glutamatergic synapse. NCBI's taxonomy places the organism in Eukaryota, Metazoa, Chordata, Mammalia, Monotremata, Tachyglossidae. Bases 717 to 2639 code for a protein of 640 amino acids.